AUGGCUAGGGUUACUGCAAGUAGAACUCCUUCUUUGUACUCUUUGCUCUUGAUUUCUUCUUUUCUAUUGGCCUCUCAAAUCAAUGUCUCCUUCUCUGAGAGAGUAGCAAGACCUCCCAUUGUGAAGGGACUUGCAUGGGAUUUCUAUUGGUUGUCAUGUCCUAGGCUUGAAAGGAUUGUGAGGAAGCAUCUUGAGGAUGUCUUCGAGAAGGACAUUGGCCAAGCUCCUGGCAUACUUCGAAUCUUCUUCCAUGAUUGCUUUCCUCAGGGAUGCGAUGGGUCUAUAUUGUUGAAUGGGGUUGGAGAAGAUGAUGAAAAGGAACACUUUGCCAACGCAGGAUUAAGGGAAGAGGCUCUUCAAACCAUUGAAAACCUAAGGGCUCUUGUCCGCAAACAGUGUCCAAGGGUUGUCACGUGCGCUGACAUCCUCGUUAUGGCAGCGCGCGAAGCUGUUCGCCAAUUAGGAGGACCCGAUUUUGAUGUGCCAUUGGGAAGAAAAGACAGCCUAACAUUCAACGCAACCGCACCAAUCGAACUUCCACCACCAUUUUUACGAACCGAUGAAUUGCUUGGUGUUUUUGGAGCUAAAAAAUUCGAUGCCACGGAUGUAGUAGCACUCUCAGGUGCACACACUUAUGGUCGAGCCCAUUGUGGUUCAUUAUUCAAUAGGACCACAGAAUCAAACCCUCCCAUUGACCCAGAUUUGAAGAAAAAACUCCAAGCCACAUGCCCAAAUGAUGAAUCACCCAACACUGUUGAUUUGGACAUUAGAACUCCACACAAGUUUGAUAACAUGUACUAUAUCAACCUUUUGAACCGCCAGGGUGUGUUCACUUCUGACCAAGAUAUUGCCACUCAUCCAAAAACUAAGGAGAUUGUGAACCUCUUUGCUUCUGAUCAGAAACAAUUUUUUGACAAAUUUGCAAAUGCUUUUGUUAAAGUGAGCCAGUUGGAUGUGUUGACUGGGAAUCAAGGGGAAGUUCGCAAGACGUGUUUUGCUCCAAAUAGUAGAAGAAAAUCUGUGGUGGACGAGGUUGUGGAAUUGGUUGAGAAGUUCUAA
Molecule: messenger RNA, 1059 nt
Organism: Gastrolobium bilobum
Lineage: Eukaryota; Viridiplantae; Streptophyta; Magnoliopsida; Fabales; Fabaceae
Product: peroxidase 12-like
Exons: 3
Coding region: 1-1059 (352 amino acids)
Biological process (GO): response to oxidative stress; hydrogen peroxide catabolic process
Molecular function (GO): peroxidase activity; heme binding
Source: RefSeq, a predicted model, not a curated record